This is a messenger RNA of Penicillium digitatum Pd1, 1188 nucleotides long. Its product is annotated as TonB box, conserved site. The record is from RefSeq and is a predicted model, not a curated record. Lineage: Eukaryota; Fungi; Ascomycota; Eurotiomycetes; Eurotiales; Aspergillaceae.
AUGAAAAUGUCUAUUCGUCGCUUUGCCUUCGCUGCAGCCCUCCUGCUUGGCCAGGCUUCAGCCAGCACGCCUGUGGCCAGCUCUCCACUAGCCAGCAGUCAAGCUCAGGUAGCCACAGAAACCUGCCGAACGGAAUUAGGACCUAGCUCGGUGAAGUUGGUACCUACCACAACCAUCACUCGUACGAUCCAUGAGCGUACCCCCGUCGUUGUCCUCACAACAACUUUGGAAACCGUCACGGUCACUCCUGCUGGGUCGACCGAGAUAGUGACGGACUAUGAGACCACUGUUAUCACCUCCACAGCCGAUGUGAUCACCGACACUUUCUCAACAACCUCAACUGAUUUUGACACUGCGACAUUGACUCUAACUCCUGCUCCUGUCACGACAACCGUUGCCGAAGUCCUCUCGACUACCUCGACCAGCACCUCUACCAUUGCCACAUCUGUAGGCUUCACUCCAAUUGUAGACACUCUGCCUCCCACUGUUACUGCCAAGCGCUCAUUGGAAGAGGUUGAUGAUUGUUCUCCUUGGGUGGAUGACUACAAGUAUCCCCAAGCGGUCGUGUGCUAUGAGAAGAACAUCAUCAAGACCACAACCCUCUCCACUGUCACCGGAUCACUUGUUACUGUCACUGUUGCAACUCCUACCACCACAGUGACAAUCACCAACACCAUCACCAGCAGCUCGGUGAUCCUUCCCUCGGAUGUCUCCACUACACUGAGCUUCAGCACCACCUCAACCAUCACCGAGACAACAUUGGCUGCUGGUGAGACAAGCACGGUCACUUCCACUCAUACUGUUCUAGCGGGCACAACUACCACGUCUUUCUACGCAGCCUGUGCGACAAACAACAUCGCUGGAAAUCCUCUCUCUUCCGACUUCGGCUCGGCGGCAGGCAAAUUCAUUUAUUCGCUCGAGUUCACCCACGUCCCCGGCCAAAAAUUAACCGUUGGUAACACCAAUUCCGCAUACGAUUGCUGUGCCAGCUGUUUGGAAAGUUCGACAUGUGCUAUGUCAUACUACUACGCGCCUUCGUCUGCUGUCAGAUACUGCUAUGUAAUUGCAACAACCACAUGCUCAUUUGCUUCUACAUAUGGCACGGCUUAUCUUCAGAGCGGUGUGACCGGUGUGCAAAUCUCCAAUGGAAACUGCGGACAUGUGAUAGGUUCAAAUAGAUAUAUAUAG